This is a messenger RNA of Plodia interpunctella (Indianmeal moth), 2179 nucleotides long. RefSeq names its product zinc finger protein 883-like. The record is from RefSeq and is a predicted model, not a curated record. Gene Ontology annotation, cellular component: nucleus. The transcript has 5 exons. Gene Ontology annotation, biological process: regulation of DNA-templated transcription. NCBI's taxonomy places the organism in Eukaryota, Metazoa, Arthropoda, Insecta, Lepidoptera, Pyralidae. Gene Ontology annotation, molecular function: zinc ion binding; RNA polymerase II cis-regulatory region sequence-specific DNA binding; DNA-binding transcription factor activity, RNA polymerase II-specific. The coding region runs from base 260 to 1873 and encodes 537 amino acids.
AUAACUAGGUACAUAAGACCUAAACUAACGUACAUUGGGUAGGUAGAGGUAGUUACAUUACACGUAUCAAGUCCAUAUUCACAUCCAAAAGAGUAUAUUUUUUAUCCACAUCCUAUUUCAUUGGUAUCCACAUCCAGAUCAGUUCUAGCCAGCUCUUAGACAAAAGAACCCAUUCCAGCCAGUCAGUUCAAAAACACGAAAAACUAUUUUUCAUCGUCUACUGUUUUUGUAUUGAAUUCUAUUUAUUGUUGCACAUGCAAUGGAAGCAAAUUUAGAUGUAUGCAGGCUGUGCCUAGCCACAGACGUGCGUUUUAUUACAAUAGCAGAUACCCCUUUACAGCACGUGUAUGAGAAAAUUACAAAUACUGAUUUAUUAACUUCUGAUAUGAGGCCAGUGUUAUCUUGUUACAUCUGUUAUGCACAUUUAAACAAGUGCCACAUGCUAAUGAUCAUGUCUGCAAAAGUUGAAAAUGUACUCACAGAAAUGUUUCAACAAAAUAUUAUGAUCAACAAUAACACUGUAUCCCAAAUAGAUAGGGAUUUGAAUGGUCUGUGUUCAUUAGCGAGUUUCAGACCAGAUUCAAUAGACAUUCUACCAAGUGAAGAUGAUAAAAAUGUUGAAUUCAAGACUGAGCCCGUCUUUGAAGACACAGACAUCCUACGAAAUAUGGAAACUUUCAUUGAUGACGAGCGCGACUACAUUGAGGAAUAUAGACAAAUACAGUGUGACCCAGGUUCUGAUAGGACAAUAAAAAUAGAGGAUGAUAUUAGAAAUGGUUCUGCUACAGUAGAGAAACUGAAAUCUGAGAAACAAGAAAUACCAUUCAAUUUAAAAAAGCAAAACAAAAGAACUUCAAUCAAAGGUAAAUUAAAAAAUAAGAAUUCUGAGAAACUAUCUAAAAAGAAAAGUUAUGACUGUAAUGUCUGCCAACGUCAGUUUAUUAAAAACUCACAUUUGAACAGCCACCUGAAGACUCAUACUGGCGAGAAACCACACCAAUGCCAUAUUUGUGAACGGCAGUUUUCUCAUAAACAAAAUUUGAAUGUUCACUUAAUUACACAUAGCGGUGAGAAACCUUACGGAUGUAAUAUCUGCGAGAAAAGGUUUAGAGCAAAACGUAACAUGCAUGUACAUAUAGCAACACAUCAUAAUGUGAACGCGAAGCCUGGCUAUGAUACUGAUAAACAGUCAUUUAUUUGUGAUGUUUGUCAGCGCGAAUUUUAUCACAGGUGUAGUUUAUAUUACCAUUUGAAAACCCAUUCUUCAGAACGACCGUAUCAGUGUCAUGCUUGUCACAAAGGGUUCAGAGAGAAAAGUCACCUGACUGUCCAUUUAAGAAUACACUCUGGGGAAACUCCGUUCGUUUGCAAGGUUUGCCAACGCAAAUUCAGCUGUUCCGGGAGUUUAGUUAAACAUUUAAGGACACAUACCGGUGAGAAACCUUACGAAUGUAAUGUGUGCCAUCGACGGUUUGCUCAAACGUCGAAUCUGAAUAGUCAUUUGAUGACACAUACAGGUGAGAAACCUCAUGAAUGUAGCGUGUGUCAGCAUCGGUUUUAUACAAAGACGGAGGUGAUGAGACAUCUGCGAACACAUACAGGCGAGAAACCUUUUGAAUGUAACUUUUGCCAACGGCGCUUUUCACGCGGAACACAUUUGAAACGUCACAUAAGGAUACAUACUGGUGAGAAACCUCACGAAUGCCAUGUAUGUCAUCACAGAUUUAUACAAUCAACUGAUUUGAAAGCGCAUUUAAGGACGCACACCGGCGACAAACCAUAUGAAUGUAGUAUAUGUCAAUGCAGGUUCAAUUUGAAGAGUAAAUUGACGAAGCAUGUUGCGACACAUGCUUCUGAGAAAUCUAUUGGUUGAUGGGCAAGGUUGAUAUUAUAUUUACAAGCUUUUAGUCUUGCCCUGCGUGCCCUAACACGCUGCGAAUGUGUGACACCACAGUGGCGUCUUAUUGGUCUUAGCAAAUCUGAUUCGUCGAGCAUGUGGUUUGAUGACUAUCUACUAUCUGUUAUAUGUUCUCAUUGUUUUUCUGCUUCUGCAGCUUUUCCCUUUUAAACUUGAAACACUUAGGCUUUAUGUGGCCGGACAUGCCACAAUACUUGCAAAUAAUUUGUGUCUCUGUGAUAAAAGUUGCAUUGUCAUUUGAAGAAUUGUUUUUUUCUCUGA